This is a messenger RNA of Saccostrea echinata, 1642 nucleotides long. RefSeq lists its product as uncharacterized. NCBI's taxonomy places the organism in Eukaryota, Metazoa, Mollusca, Bivalvia, Ostreida, Ostreidae. The transcript is spliced from 11 exons. Bases 10 to 1518 code for a protein of 502 amino acids. The record is from RefSeq and is a predicted model, not a curated record.
CAGUACACAAUGGUAUUUAAGGUGCUUUGUUAUCUCCAUUUGGGAAGUGAAGACAAGAACAAUGAGUCGCAACCCGUACGUAAUAUGACCAAACCAAUAAUUACGAGAGGAUGCCACAGCAUUUCAUUGGAAACUCUCUCACGAACGAGAAAUACCUCGCUAGAGAAGAACAAUGUCACCAAUUGUUAUCAAUUCUGUUUCUUCAACCAAUCAGAAUUAGCUGGAAAUGCUCUACUUAUGAAGGGAACGGAGUGUGUUUGUGCUGCAGUUACUCCACGUACAUCAUUUGAUACUGCAAAACGCUGCAAUGAACGUUGUCCUGGAAAUUCAAAUCAAAGCUGCGGUGGCAAUGGCACGAGCACUUAUGCAGUGUAUGAGAUAGAGAAGAUCACCAGCAAUGACCAAAAGGAAGGUUGUGGAUUUGUCGAAUUUCAGCGACAUAUAGUUAACCAGACGUUGGAGUAUGGUGAUUGCAAUGAGAUGAUAAUGGCAUACUGCACAAAGCUGGCCAACACUGAUGGGACAAUGAUUAUGGACACAAAUCUGACAUGGAACGAGCAUUACAACAAAUGCUCAGGACAUUUGGCUUUUAUCAAUGACACCAAAAAUGUACAAUGGAAAUCAGAAAAUUCAAGACUGCCAAGUUUUAGAUUUUGGAUCGGUCAUCGUAUUUGGAGUUAUGUCCCUUAUGAGUCCUCUGAGUUCGAAACAACGAACAAUGAUCCAGUUCACAUCAGUGGUACGAUUUAUAUAAUUUUUAUAGGCUGGUUUACUUUUCUGGAGACGAUAACAUCUUUUUUGGAUGAUAGCAUAAUAAUGAGUCUUACAAACAAAGACGACAUUGUUAGUCUUGUCAGCUGGAAUCAUAACAUACUGUUCAUCACUCCAUAUUAUGGGGUCCUUACUUAUUCCAAUAUUUUCUUCAAUAAACAAGAUAAUGCGGAUUCAUCUAAUGACACAGAAAGCGCCUCCCCCAAAAAGGAGAAAAACAAAUCUUCAGAUGUACCCAGCAAUCUCAAUUGGAUCACAGCUGCAACUGGCCCGGUAGUGGUUUUUCUUAUUAUUUUGUUGGCAAUUGUUUGUGUAAAGAGAAGGAAAGCCAAACUAAACAGUUCCACACAGCCUAAAAAUGCCAGCAGUAAGAAUGAUGAAGUACCCCUUCAGCCAAUCAGAGGCCAGACCAAUCAAGACCAUGACUAUGAUCAUCUGCAUGGAAAUCCAGGUACAAAUCCUAUGGAUAAUGUGUAUGAUGUGAGUGGAAAUUGUGUUGAUGGAUCCAAUAUUAGUGAUAAUGUGUAUAACACAACUAAACAAUGUUCUGGGGAUGAAAUGUAUGAUUCUAGUGUCAAUAAUCCUCAGAGAUCUGAGUCUGAGAAUAUAAUAAACAAUGAUAUGUACAGCACAAUGAGCAGGCAUGAUGGUGGUAAUUGUCCAACAGACAUGAUUCUGUAUGACCACACCAGUUCUAUUGCUCAAAAUAAUGACAAAACUGAUAUUUACAAUGAAAUUGACACUUGACAAAGACAGUAAAUACCUUUUUUUUUAUUUUAGUUUCCUAAUUUUUAUUUUAAAAAAUACUAAGGCCAUUUUAUAACAAUUAUUCAUGUAAGUGAUCUGGGACAAAAUAUUUAUAUUUUUUCAA